CCUGAACUAUCCGCAUCCAAGCGCAACCGGCGCGCACAACGAAUACGGGGACCAAGACGGCCGAUAACACCGGGUCGAUAAGAACAAGGGUCCGGAUGACGGGUAGCUAUCUCCUGCGGGGAACAGCCGGUCUCACCCCUCCACUUCCAAACUCCAAUCCGUCGCCGCCUUUGGAGGACGCAUACCACCGGCCUGCACAACGAUGCAUAAUCCCUCCCAAAAAAGGAAGCUCGCAAGAGAACAACACUGGUGAGCACUGAGCCAUGAGCAUUAGACGGCCAAGCGCCUUGGCAAUCUCGUUGGUCUUGUCAGCCUCAUCUCAAGAGGACUGCGUGUCUUUAUCGUCGUCUUCAUCCAACAUCACUCACAUCUGCCGACUAUUCAGCGCAUCAUCUCACACACAAAGACCCCCACCACAACAAAAAUGGCCAAGCAAACAUCAACACCAGUCGCCUCGCCCGCCGCAGGCGCGAAAGAAGACGAGACGCCGUCAGACCCGCAGCAGCAGCAGCAGGUAGCGGAAACAUCACCAGCGGAGAGGAUACUAGCGCUCCUCAUGCCCCCUGCCUGGGCGCGCCGCCUCAUCUUCGUCGUUCUCAUCUUCUACAUCACGCCGUUCCUGCUCACGCACUGGAUCGAGACAUCGACGAAGCUGAUUAGGAUGAUACGGGCGUUGACCGGCCAGAGGUGAUUGUUCAUUACGUGGAAUCAAGAGUGAUGGAUGUUUGGGG
This is a messenger RNA of Colletotrichum godetiae, 731 nucleotides long. RefSeq lists its product as uncharacterized. The transcript is spliced from 2 exons. Bases 425 to 691 code for a protein of 88 amino acids. NCBI's taxonomy places the organism in Eukaryota, Fungi, Ascomycota, Sordariomycetes, Glomerellales, Glomerellaceae. The record is from RefSeq and is a predicted model, not a curated record.